AUGGCUGAGAAGACCCAACAGGCUUAUCCUGCAGCACCAGCAAACCAUGGUUACCAAAGAAGUGAUGCUGAGUCUUUGUUAUCCGCCGACGAGCUCAAACGCAAGAAGAGAAUCAAAUUGGCCAUUUAUGUUGCUAUUUUCAUUGUGUUUCAGAUCAUCGUCAUAACCGUGAUUAGCCUUACUGUCAUGAAAGUUAAAACGCCAAAGGUCCGGCUGGGGAACAUCAACGUACAAGAACUCAACUCCAUCCCAGCAACACCUUCAUUCGACACAAAAUUCACAACCCAAAUCAAUGUGAAGAACACAAAUUGGGGUCCUUACAAGUUCGAUGCUAGCAGUGUUACGUUUUUGUACAAAGGAGCGACUGUCGGGCAAGUUUCUAUUCCAAAGAGCAAGGCUGGCAUGCUUUCCACCAAAAAGAUCACUGUCGAAGUGAGCUUGAGUUCAAGUGCAUUAGGCGGUUCCAAUCUUGGGAGUGAACUGUCCAGUGGCGUAUUGACUCUCAACAGCGCGGCUAAGUUGAAUGGAAAGGUGGAACUGAUGCUUAUAAUGAAGAAGAAGAAGUCCUCCACCAUGGAUUGUACAAUUGCAUUUGAUCUGUCAUCAAAGACCCUCAAAAGUUUACGGUGCAAGUGA
Molecule: messenger RNA, 636 nt
Organism: Malus domestica (apple)
Lineage: Eukaryota; Viridiplantae; Streptophyta; Magnoliopsida; Rosales; Rosaceae
Product: late embryogenesis abundant protein At1g64065-like
Source: RefSeq, a predicted model, not a curated record